AUGGCGAUCUCACUUAGAAGAGCACUACUUUCUUAUCGCCACAUCUCAUUUGCACUUCGAACCAGCUCUCUUCAAUCCCACCACUACCUUUCUUAUUUAAUUUCCACUUCUUAUAAUACCCGCCAAUCUGCCACAGUUAGCAGCUUUCUGAACGCUACGGCUAAGAAUUUUCUUCUGUUUGAAUCUCGAAGAGGCUUCGCCAAAGGACGGAAACAACCAAUCCAGGAGCAAUAUGAAGACGAGAAGGAGCUCGAGGAUGAUCAUGGGGACACAGAGAAAGAUGCAAACUUAGGGGCUAACGUUAAAGCGACUUCAAUCUCUCAAAUGGAGUUAGCUGUUGAUGCGCUGUCACGUGAAUUGGCUAAAUUGCGAACUGGAAGGGCGUCAGCAGGGAUGCUUGACCACAUUAUGGUCGAACAUUUUGGUGUUAAGACACCCCUUAACAGGAUGGCAGUUGUCUCGGUGUUAGACCCAAAAACCCUUUCAGUGACUCCCUACGACCCAAAUGCCCUAAAAGAGCUGGAGAAAGCCAUCAUUUCAUCUCCAUUGGGUUUAAAUCCUAAUUCAGACAGCCAACGAUUGGUUGUACCAAUACCUCCAAUGACCAAGGAGCACAUACAAGCUGUCUGUAGGGUGGUUGCCAAAUCUUCUGAAGAUGUUAAACAAAGUAUUAGAAGAGCCCGCCAGAAGGCAUUGGACACUAUAAAGAAAGCAGCGCCCAAAAAGAAGGACAAAGAUAAAGCAGGUUCUAGUAUUUCGGCAGAUGAUGCAAAAAGAUUGGAGAAAGAAAUUGACGACUUGACUAGAAAGUUCAUCAAGACAGCCGAAGAUAUGUGCAAGGCCAAGGAAAAGGAAAUUACUGUAGGAUGA
This is a messenger RNA of Fraxinus pennsylvanica, 870 nucleotides long. Lineage: Eukaryota; Viridiplantae; Streptophyta; Magnoliopsida; Lamiales; Oleaceae. The record is from the annotation of a GenBank genome assembly.